This is a messenger RNA of Engraulis encrasicolus (European anchovy), 7659 nucleotides long. It is a transcript of the gene slc4a7, whose product is annotated as solute carrier family 4 member 7. Gene Ontology annotation, molecular function: solute:inorganic anion antiporter activity; sodium:bicarbonate symporter activity; monoatomic anion transmembrane transporter activity. Bases 872 to 4765 code for a protein of 1297 amino acids. Gene Ontology annotation, cellular component: basolateral plasma membrane; apical plasma membrane; plasma membrane. Gene Ontology annotation, biological process: monoatomic anion transport; regulation of intracellular pH; bicarbonate transport. The record is from RefSeq and is a predicted model, not a curated record. The transcript is spliced from 27 exons. NCBI's taxonomy places the organism in Eukaryota, Metazoa, Chordata, Actinopteri, Clupeiformes, Engraulidae.
ACAGUGAUGUACAGCCAUCCGAAUGGUUGACAAGCUUGUGCUUUGAAAGUUCUUAUGAUCAUGUCAAAAGGGGGAGAUGACAAGAUCGUAUCUGCUGAUGAUGAUGGAAGGUGAACUGAGGUUUUUCCAUGUGAUUGGCUGAUGGUCAUUUGUUCUGUUGAACUAGUUGCUGCUUCUGCUUCCUUUUUUGUCUCAGUAUGAAAGGGCAGUUAAAGGGCCUGAGCUGUCUUUUAUUCUAAUUAAAACCUUUAAGAGUGUACCAUCACAACGGUGUGACGGGAAUGUUCGGGCAGUGAAAGUUCUAUAGAAUUCUGGGCGCCAUUCAAUACAAUUUGGAAUUUUAGAAUCUUGCAUUGUUACGCAUUCUUUUAUAGAAUGUUCAAAAACCCACACUCUUAAUGGUUAGACAAGAAAAAAAAUCCUGUAUUGGUCAACAUAGACUGUAGCUUUCUAACCUUCACCUCCCCUCUUCUCUCCUCCUUUCUCUCCCUCCUUUCUUUCCCUCCUCCUCCUCCCCCUCCUCUUUCUUUUUUCUCACUCGUUUUUCUUCGCUCGAUGGAUUGUCUGUGUGUUUCUGAGGAGGAGUUAAUCUAGUGGAGUGGUCGCACUAAUCACAAUUGGCUGAGCAGAGUAAGCAGGCUUGAACGCAGUGUACUCUGGAAGGCACACACACACACACACACAUAAAGACACAAGCACACACACACACACAAAGGGACUCAAUCACAUAUAUGCUGGUACGCUUACUACAUACUGUGUCAGAAGACUGCGGAGAGUGGUCCAACACCCAGCAACAGCAGUCGGGUUAUAAGGAAUUCAACACAAAGUUGAGGACAUUUUUACCUUUUUUUUCAACCUCCAGCCACUACUUAUGGAGAACGAUCGUGUGCCUCAGACGGGUAACGAUGAGGAGGCGGUGGUUGACCAGGGGAAGACCAACUCCACCAUCCACACCAACUUCGAGAAGGAGGAGCUUGAGAGCCACCGUGCGGUGUAUGUGGGGGUGCACUUCCCCAUGGGACGUGAGAGCCAGCGGAGACGCCACCGUCACCGAGGCCAUAAGCACCACCGCAAGCGGAGGGAGCGCGAGAGCGAGCACCAGGACGGACGCGAGUCGCCCACCUACGACACUCCGUCCCAGCGUGUGCAGUUCAUCCUGGGCACAGAGGAUGACGAUGAGGAGCACAUCCCCCACGACCUCUUCACCGAGCUGGACGAGCUCUCCUUCAGGGACGGGCACGCCUACGAAUGGAAGGAGACCGCCAGGUGGCUGAAGUUCGAGGAGGAUGUGGAGGACGGUGGUGAGAGGUGGAGUAAGCCCUACGUGGCCACCCUUUCGCUGCACAGCCUGUUCGAGUUGCGCUCCUGCAUACUCAACGGAACCGUCAUGCUGGACAUGCGAGCCAACACCAUCGAGGACAUCGCAGAUAUGGUGAUUGACAGCAUGGUGGCGUCGGGCCAGCUGGACGAGGGCCUGCGUGAGAAGGUGCGGGAGGCCAUGAUGAAGAGGCACCACCACCAGAGCGAGAAGAAGCUGAGCAACCGCAUCCCCCUGGUGCGCUCCUUUGCAGACAUAGGAGAAGGUCUCUCCUCCUCCCGCCUGUCCCUCCUGAAGCGCUCCUCCUCACUGGGCAGCCAGGGUACCCCUCCCCACUCCCGCCGGCGCACCAAGGAGGAGCGCGCCUCCGCCCUGCUCCGCAACCCGCUCCUGCACAGCCCCACCUCCACCCCCGGCGCGUCCCCCACUGUCACCCCCACUGUCACCCCCACGGCCACCCCUACUGCCACCCCCAGAAACUCUCCCCCAUUCCCCCGACGCCAGCGCCACACCUACCCGCCCCCGCGCUCUCCUGGUCCCGCUCUCCACAGCCCGCAGCUGCUAGUGGGCGGGUCUGGGGAGCUGGCGGGCAUCCCUCAGGUGGUGGUCUACCCCCCUGAUGAGGUGGAGGAGCAAGGGAGGGAAAGGGAGAGGGAGGAGUUUGCCCCCUGGCCAGAAUCGGACUCGCUCCGGAGGGAGGUUCUUAUGCCGGACCCCGCUCAGUUGGCCUGGCUCCUGGCUCCGCAAGAAGGCCUCCUGUCAUCCCCUCAGUCUGCUCCGGGGAGCCUGGACAACAGUAAGGCCAGUGAGGGGCGCCUCAAUGGGGCCAACGGUAGCCGGGAGAACAGCACUGUCGACUUCAGCAAGGUGGACAUGCACUUCAUGAAGAAGAUCCCGCCGGGUGCGGAGGCGUCCAACGUGCUGGUGGGGGAGGUGGACUUCCUGGAGAGGCCCAUCAUCGCCUUCAUACGCCUCUCGCCCGCCGUGCUGCUCACCGGCCUCACAGAGGUGCCCGUGCCCACCAGGUUCCUGUUCCUGCUGCUCGGUCCAUUUGGCAAAGGCCCUCAGUACCACGAGAUCGGACGCUCCAUAGCCACGCUCAUGACUGAUGAGAUCUUCCAUGACGUGGCGUACAAGGCCAAAGACCGUAACGAUCUGCUGUCGGGGAUCGACGAGUUCCUGGACCAGGUGACCGUGCUGCCACCCGGGGAGUGGGACCCCACCAUCCGCAUCGAGCCGCCAAAGAGUGUCCCCUCUCAGGAGAAGAGGAAGAUGGCCCAGGUCCCCAACGGCUCCACUCCCACCUCUGACACCGGCGUGAAGGAGGAGUGCCAUCAGACUGGACCAGAGCUGCAGAGAACGGGGAGGAUAUUUGGAGGGCUGGUGUGGGACGUGAAGCGGAAGUGUCCGUUCUACUGGAGUGACAUCAGGGACGCGCUGAGCCUGCAGUGCCUGGCCUCCAUCCUCUUCCUCUACUGCGCCUGCAUGUCCCCCGUCAUCACCUUCGGGGGCCUACUGGGAGAGGCCACCAAGGGGAACAUCAGUGCCAUCGAGUCUCUGUUUGGGGCGUCCCUGACUGGCGUGGCCUACUCGCUCUUUGCUGGGCAGCCCCUCACCAUCCUGGGCAGCACGGGGCCCGUCCUCGUCUUCGAGAAGAUCCUCUUCAAGUUCUGCAGUGACUACGGCCUGUCCUACCUGCCCCUGCGCACCAGCAUCGGGCUGUGGACGGCCUUCCUGUGCCUGGUGCUGGUGGCCACGGACGCCAGCUCGCUGGUGUGCUACAUCACGCGCUUCACCGAGGAGGCCUUCGCCGCCCUCAUCUGCAUCAUCUUCAUCUACGAGGCGCUGGAGAAGCUGGUGCACCUGGGGGAGACCUUCCCCAUCAACAAGCACAACAACCUGGACAACCUCACCUUUUACACGUGUCAAUGUUCAGAGCCGGCCAACAUCACCACGGAGAUCACGCAGAAGCUCAACGCGUCGGGCUUUACCCCUGACACCAUCAACUGGAGCGAGCUGAAUGCGCCUAUGUGCCACAAGCUGAAGGGUGUGUUUGUGGGCCCGGCGUGUGCGGCCGAGGGCCCCUUCAUCCCCGACGUCCUCUUCUGGUCCAUCAUCCUCUUCUUCACUACCUUCCUCCUCUGCUCCUUCUUCAAGCAGUUCAAAACCAAGCGCUACUUCCCCACCAAGGUGCGCUCCACAAUCAGUGAUUUUGCCGUCUUUCUGACCAUCAUGAUAUUGGUGCUGGUGGACUACCUGUUGGGGAUUCCCUCUCCUAAACUCAACGUACCGGACACCUUUGAGCCCACGUCAAAGCACCGCGGUUGGCUGAUCUCUCCGCUGGGCGACAACCCCACCUGGACCCUGUUGGCGGCGGCCAUUCCCGCUCUGCUCUGCACCAUCCUCAUCUUCAUGGACCAGCAGAUCACCGCCGUCAUCAUCAAUCGCAAGGAGCACAAGCUCAAGAAAGGCUGCGGGUACCACCUGGACCUGCUGGUGGUGGCAGUGAUGCUGGGCGUGUGCUCGGUGAUGGGCCUGCCCUGGUUCGUGGCGGCCACCGUACUCUCCAUCACCCAUGUCAACAGCCUGAAGCUGGAGUCGGAGUGCUCGGCGCCCGGCGAGCAGCCCAAGUUCCUGGGCAUCCGCGAGCAGCGCGUCACGGGCCUCAUGAUCUUCGUGCUCAUGGGGCUCUCCGUCUUCAUGACCAAAGUGCUGAAGUUUAUUCCCAUGCCAGUGCUGUAUGGAGUGUUCCUCUACAUGGGUGUGUCCUCACUCAGAGGCAUUCAGUUCUUCGACCGCCUCAAGCUGUUCAGCAUGCCGGCCAAGCACCAGCCGGACCUGAUCUACCUGCGCUACGUGCCGCUGUGGAAGGUGCACAUCUUCACCAUCGUCCAGCUCACCUGCCUGGUGCUGCUCUGGGUCAUCAAGGCCUCGCAGGCCGCCGUCAUCUUCCCCAUGAUGGUGCUGGCUCUGGUGUUUGUCAGGAAACUGUUGGACUUCUUCUUCACCAAGAGGGAGCUCAGCUGGCUGGAUGACCUGAUGCCAGAGAGCAAGAAGAAGAAAGAAGACGACAAGAAGAAGAAGGCCAAAGAGGAAGCACAGCGAAUGCUCGAAGCUGACCAAGACAUGUUCGAGGAGGGGAAUCUUCUCAACAUCCCAGUCAAAACCCUCAAAGUCAGGUUGGACAGCGUAGUCUCGGAUGCCUCGUACGAGGAUGUGGAUGUGGAUGUGGAGAGCGGAGGGGUUGGUCAUUCAUGUGCUGACCCGUCUGUGGUAAACAUUUCUGAUGAAAUGGCCAAAACCUCUAUGUGGAAAGCUGUUACCAUGAACUCUGACAGUGCCAAAGUUCACAAACCUUGCACAAGCGAGGAGAAACCUGCCUCCAUCCAAAUCAACAUCGAGGACGAGAAGGGGGUGAAGUUUGUUGACAACGAGACGUCAUUAUGACGACCAGAGGGAACGGGUGUUUUGGCAGCAGGUGAUGGACUGCCUCAAAGCGGAGGACUCGGACCCGAGGCAGGAGGGGGCGGUGGCGCCCACUAGAGGCCUGGGGGACCCUCUCUUCUCCCGCACACUCUUCCUGGCAAACAUGAGGGCCGACCAGCCAAACCAAAGCCAGGCGUAAAGCAUAGGAGACAGAACCCUCUUGUACUGGAAGAGGUUUUUUUUUUUUUUUUGGCUUCUGACGUGUUUUUUUUUUUUUUUUUAAUGAAGUUAGAAGCAAAUAAUGCAUUUUAUUAAUUUUAUUCAGAUGUUUUAGUUUCGUUCCAUUUUUGUUUUGUUUUGUUUUUUAAGAUGCAUCCAUUUUACUUGUCAGACGGUUUCACAUACAUCUCUCUUGCCCCAUGGAGAGCUUGUCUUUAGAGUCAUAAGUCAUUUUUAUUUUAUUGUUUGUCUCUGACAUCGCCCUGGGUACCAAGGAAAUAUACCACAAUUUUUAUGUUGACCGUGGAUGCUCUUUUGUCAUGGCUGAAGUUUUAAUUUCUGGCAGUUGCUGCUUAUUAGAGGAACAUUGGAGGUUGUAUAUGAAGAGAUUCAGAAAACCUCUAGUGUCAGUUGUAUACAGUAGGUGUGCGUGUGCGUGUGCGUGUGCGUGUGCGUGUGUGUGUGUGUGUGUGUUUGUGCGUGUAAAAAAGAGGAUGAGAGCAAAGACUAUUUAAUUAAGAGAAUAGUUUAUUUCUCAGCUAGCACACAAUGUUUGAUCAUUAUAGCUAGUCUGAUACACACAUUACUGUGAAGAUCUAUGAGAAUAGAGGAAAACAAUCAUUUAGGAACGGACGGAUUUACCCCUCCUCAAGUCUUUAUCAUGUUGGUAAUGUAGGUGGUUGUUGUAAGCAGUUCAAUGAUGAAAUUAUAUACAGAUUGCAAUGAUUUUUAUUUUUAUUCAGCCAGUUGUGCUAGAGGUCGUAUUCUAUGGAAAGUUCGGAAGUUUGCCAUACAAAGAUAUGUAGGGAACCGUGUUGUAAUCACCCAUCACCUUAUAUGUAUUACACCGCAAAAGUUGCUGUUCGAUGUGGUCUACGGAUAUAAUGUGAUUUAUGUAGUGUUAUAGGAAAUUAAUAAUUUUAUACCACAACGUUGUUAUUUCUAUUGUCUUUUAAUUUAUUUUUAUGGUCAAGUUUUGCAGUCAGGGGAAGUUUAGGGGCAGUGAAAGUGGCGGGAUGCUGGCAGGGGUGUGUGUGUGCGAGCGUGUGUGUGUGCGUGCCUGUGUCUUUGUGUGUGUGCGUGCCUGUGUCUUUGUGUGUGUGUGUGUGUGUGUGUGUGUGUGUGUGUGUGUGUGUGUGUGUGUGUGUGUGUGUGUGUGUGUGUGUGUGUGUGCAUGGAGGGGGGAGGGGGGUGGUGUCUCUCUUUAUAUGUGCUCAGCUCCUGUCAUGUGUAACACUGCACUUUACACAAGGUACACAAACUCACACAUGAAUGGGAGUUGGGUUCGCCACAUGUACCUUAUUUAAUUAAGAUAUCUACUUAGAACAGUCUCAGGAAUCUAUGGGUUCCCCCAAUGGAGCCCUUGCGUCUGUGUCUCCUUUCUCCUAACCCCUUUUCUCCUACUCUCACUCUCUCCCUCGCCUUUUCCCCAUCAAUAGUUCAUUAUUAACGUCUCUCGUUUUUUUCAUACCUUACCCUGUGUUUGUUGCGGCAGUGUUUUUUUGUUUGUUUGUUUGUUUUGUUUUUUUUGUGCUGAUCAGGUAGUUUUUUUUUCUCCUCACUUCCCUCAGCCCCUCCCCCCUCCAUCUCACCAUCUCACCAUAAGCAUUUUACACUGGACAAGAAUGUGAUCGUUUGCUUUGCCAUUGCUUUUGUUUUGUAUCUGGUCCUUACUGAAUUCCUGGUCAGACCAUUUCAUUUUGUUUCUUAAUCUCAUAGACUGUAUAUUAUACAGUAUAUAGUCUAUGAUUGAACAUUAUAUAUAUGUAUUUUGUUUUUACUCCCACAAUUUUAAUUCUUUUGUUGGAAAAAAAUAUAUAGUUUUCUCGUAUUCUUGUUUGCCUGUAUCCAGCUAGUGGUGAACAAGUUGGUUCUUUUACAGUGGUUAGUUCAUAUUUUUAAUUGCCAUGCCAUGUAUUGGGUUGCAGAUAUUAAAAGCUAUUUGCAUAUAAUGUCUGAAUCAUACAGUUAAAAGUAGUAGAGAAGAAUCAUAACUAGAUUCUAGUCCUUGAUUUUUUUUUUAUUAUUAUUAUUAUUAUGCCUUAUAUUCAAAAUCAACAAUUGGUAAAUGAAAAAAGGCCCCUUUCUUUAACAGUUCCCUUGCUGUUGUUUUUUUCUGUUUGCUCAUAUCAUUGAGGAACUAUUUGCACCAUGAACUAUACUGGAGCCACAUUUAAGGAGGAGGACAAAAGUUAAGUUCUCCACCUUGUGUCUUCACCUGUUGCUCUCAUACAUGUCAGAUGCAUUGAAGCCUUUUUUUGUGCCCAGUUGUUUCUUGUGCCUAUAGCGGGUGGCAGUGGACAGAUUAAGCCUGGAGGUUUAAGACGGCACUGUACUUAGUAUGUGGACCUCAUGUUUCUGUGCUCAGCUCCACCACUGUGCUAGCCCAUAAUCAAUGCUCCUGUCUUGUGUAGGCCUAGCCUAUUACCAACCUGCCCAUGUGAGCAAGCUGCACAGUGCAAGGCUGCUGGAGGAUGUGCAUCAGUUCAGUUCGUUAGUGAGGGUGACAGACUGGUGAUGCAGUACAGUAUAGAAGCGAGAGAUUUUCUUAAUUUUCAUGAUCCGUUUGGUUAACAUUGUGCAGAAACUCCUCCAUGUUAUACCAAAUGGAGGGAUAAGCAAGAAGUGCUAUUUUUUGUAGCGAAUUGUCAAUGAAAUUGUAAAAAAAAAAAAGCAAUAAAGGUGAUCACAUCAGA